AAUCGCCGCGAUUUUGUCGCCCAUGAAAAGGAUCCCUAUGGGUCCCAUACUCUCUUUGGCCACGGCUUAGAAACAAAGGUGGCCGUCGAUCGAUCAAAGUGCAAGUAGUGCAACACGCUGGCUACGAGUAGAGAGAAUCAGAGAAGUCUCUCUGUUACAAGCGUACAACUGCUUACAACUACAACCAGCCUUACAGGGCCUUUACUUUAUAAUCUGUGGGCCUUACUAGCCCGUUACAAGUUCUUCAAGAAGCUUUCAGAACGGCAACGCUGUUCAACGUUGUAGUCGUGAUCGUGAAUGAAAUCUAUUUGCAUCAUUAUUACUAUUAAAAAGUCACAUAAAAACAAAUUAACUUGUUUGGACCUCUGACGAAGACUAGGGACGGAUAUGAUGAAGUCGAUAUGCAUUUUAGCCUUUAUUGCUGUUGUCGCGAUAUUACCUGCAGCUAAAAGCGGAAUAACAUGGAACGGCGGCUCCAGGUACGGUGGCGACAUUUACCAUGGACUCAUGAAGGAUCAGAGUAAUGUCAAAUACGAGACAAGGACGGAUCAGAAGCAGGUGGAGUCGGUGCCCAGGAACGAGUCGACCGUGCGUCCAAUUUGGAAGCCGUUCCUGUCAGCCUGGGGGAUCAUCGCGCUGAUCAUAGGCGUCAUCAUAUUCAGUACGAUAACCUAUUAUGCCAUCAUUCUAUAUCCAUAUUUAUGCAAGAAGGAGAGGACCUACGACAUCAUAGGGUUAACGGAUGUUAAUUCUGUGUGUACUGACAACGCCAACAAUGUGUCACAUCCUCUAAGAGUAUUUUGCGAACCGAACAAUGUGUCAAUAGAUGUGUCGAACAAUGCAUCACUGAAUCGAUAAGAGAACAAACUGAUAACUCAGACAUUUAUUUUGUAAGCGCAGAUUUUUUACCUAGAGUUACAGUAUUUUUGUACGAGUUUAAUAGUAAUUAAGUUUCAUAUCAGCUUAACUCACUGCCAUAAGGUCUUUUAGGGAGUAGAAAGAUAUAAGAUUCUGAUACAUACACGUUUUCGAUGCACAUGACACUUCCGAGUUAAUUUUCAUUUCACAUUCAUAGGUAUAAAAAAUUUUUUGAUGACUCCUUAUAUGUACUUUGACAUCUCUAGAAAGUAUUGGUAUAUUGUUUAUUAUAAAAAACAUGGCAUAUAAAAGCGUAUAAUUAAUUAUACAUGUAAGUUAUUUACUACUGAAAGAAGACUGAGGAAAUCUAGAAUCUUUAAGGAAUUAAAUUCUUCUUUGAAAAUUGUGAGUUUUAUUUUAUUGAUAUUAUUAGGAAAAUUUUUGACAUUUUUUAAUGUAAAUUUUUUCAUUCUGACAAAAUUAUCUCUUUAAUUUUUUGUGAUAAUGUGUAAAAUAUUAACAAUCAAUUGGCAAUAAAAGUGGUAUACACAUCUAGAUAUAAUCUUGUAUGACUUAUGAGUUUUAUAAAGAAAUCAGUUACAAAAAAA
Molecule: messenger RNA, 1466 nt
Organism: Monomorium pharaonis (pharaoh ant)
Lineage: Eukaryota; Metazoa; Arthropoda; Insecta; Hymenoptera; Formicidae
Exons: 2
Coding region: 388-858 (156 amino acids)
Source: RefSeq, a predicted model, not a curated record